Blastomyces gilchristii SLH14081 is the source of this 186-nucleotide messenger RNA. RefSeq lists its product as uncharacterized. The record is from RefSeq and is a predicted model, not a curated record. NCBI's taxonomy places the organism in Eukaryota, Fungi, Ascomycota, Eurotiomycetes, Onygenales, Ajellomycetaceae. The coding region runs from base 1 to 186 and encodes 61 amino acids. The transcript has a single exon.
AUGGAACCUGAGGCAGCAGAUCAGAAAAUGCAGGAUUUUAAGAUACAGAUUAACCUGGCUGAGAGAAAGCAGCAGAAACCCUUCUCUGAGAAGGCAGCAAAGAGAGAUUUUAAGAUGAUUAUUAUCUCAGAUAAGAAGAAGAAGAAGAAGAAGAAGAAGAAGAAGAAGAAGAAGAAUAAGAAGUGA